CCGCUCACGAUGGUGCUCCAGCAGCUUGCUGCACAGAGCCUGGCUCCUACUGCAUGCACGACCAUUGAGGAGGUCGGCUCUACUGGUGUCGGUGCUCUCACUAUCACCUUCUUGAUCCUGGCUGUUUCAACAAUCAUCUUCAUCACGCGUGUUGGUCCCGCCACCUCCCAGAAAGUGUACUACUACUGCAAUGUCUUCAUCUGUGGCCUUGCCACCAUGUCCUACUUUGCCAUGUUGUCUGGCCAGGGGUGGACGGCAGUUGCUGGCUGCAGGCAGUUUUUCUACGCACGAUAUGUCGACUGGACGAUCACUACCGCCCUGAUCAUUCUCGAGCUCGGAUUGAUUGCUGGAGCUGAGCCUGCGCUUAUUGGAGGUGUGAUGGGAGCAGACGUUAUCAUGAUUGUGGGAGGUUAUCUGGGCACGGUCUCGAUCGUGACAACAGUCAAGUGGUUUUGGUUUGUCAUCUCCAUGGCUCUCUUUGUUGUGGUGCUCUACGCUCUCGCCGUCAACUUCAGAGAUUCUGCUCUUCAGAAAGGAAACGACCGCGCUGAUGUCUACGGGCGUCUGGCAUGGCUGACCAUCGUGUCAUGGAUCUUCUACCCAGUUGUCUGGCUCUUCUCAGACGGUUUCGCAUCCUUCUCGGUCUCUUUCGAGGUUUGCGCCUACUCCAUCCUCGACAUCGCAUCCAAGGCGAUCUUCGGCUUCAUGGUGAUGUCCGCCCACGGCAUCCUUGAGACCGGAACCACCAUGAACCAGGAGUAUGUGUGAGGAGCCUCUAAGGCAUUCAACAGCUGAUAUUCAUCGAUUUGUUCAAGUAAAUGCACUGCUGUGAA
Guillardia theta CCMP2712 is the source of this 833-nucleotide messenger RNA. RefSeq lists its product as hypothetical. Gene Ontology annotation, cellular component: plasma membrane. The record is from RefSeq and is a predicted model, not a curated record. Bases 10 to 768 code for a protein of 252 amino acids. The transcript is spliced from 5 exons. NCBI's taxonomy places the organism in Eukaryota, Cryptophyceae, Pyrenomonadales, Geminigeraceae.